This is a messenger RNA of Drosophila innubila, 1362 nucleotides long. Its product is annotated as retinol dehydrogenase 12-like. Lineage: Eukaryota; Metazoa; Arthropoda; Insecta; Diptera; Drosophilidae. The record is from RefSeq and is a predicted model, not a curated record. The coding region runs from base 128 to 1201 and encodes 357 amino acids. The transcript has a single exon.
AUAUCCUCCAAUUAACAUACAACAAACACACGUUGGACGCCAAAUCUAUUUAAACCUGAUGUCGGCUUAAACUGACAGAUGAACAUGAUUUGUAGCAUUAGAUAUAAUUGAGUCCAUCACACCCACAAUGAAUACGACAAAUAAUAAACCCACCGAGGAGAAGACGUUCUGCUUUCGGGGCAUUUGGGCCAAACUCGUGCCGUUACUGCUGAUUGUAUUAUUUGUAGUGUUAGUUUUAUGGCUAUUGCGGAAGUUUAUUCAGGGUCCAGUUUAUCGCAAGAAGAAUCGCAUCGAUGGCAAAGUGGUUAUCGUAACCGGCUGCAAUACGGGCAUUGGCAAGGAGACGGUGCUGGAGUUGGCCCGAAGAGGAGCCAAGAUCUAUAUGGCAUGUCGGGAUCCCGCACGCUGUGAGGCAGCUCGCAUUGAGAUCAUUGAUCGCACACAGAAUCAACAGUUGUUCAAUCGCAGCUUGGAUCUGGGAUCAUUGGAGUCGGUGCGCAACUUUGUGGCAAGGUUCAAGGCGGAGGAAACCCGCCUCGAUCUGCUGAUCAACAAUGCGGGCAUCAUGGCCUGUCCACGUUCCUUAACCGCUGAUGGCUAUGAGCAGCAGUUUGGCGUCAAUCAUCUGGGUCACUUUCUGCUAACGAAUCUUCUGCUGGAUCGUCUCAAGCAAUCCGCUCCGAGUCGCAUUGUCGUGGUCAGUUCCAUUGCACAUCUCUUCGGUCGCAUCAAUCGUGAUGAUCUUAUGGGCGAUCGCAACUAUCGAAAAAUGAUGGGAGCAUACACUCAAUCCAAACUGGCUAAUGUCCUUUUCACACGCAAACUGUCCACGUUGCUCCAAGGCACUGGAGUCACGGUCAACUGUUGUCAUCCCGGUUUGGUGCGCACGGAGCUGAAUCGUCACUUUGUGGCCCCGAGAUGGAUUCUAGCCCUGCUCAGCAUCAUCUCGUUGUAUUUCGUGAAAACGCCUCGAGCUGGCGCCCAAACGCAGCUGCGUCUCGCCCUUGAUCCGGUGCUGGAAAACUCGUCGGGUGACUAUUACUCGGAUAGCUUACGUUUCCCACUGGUGCCUUGGGCACGUGACAAGAACACGGCCAAUUGGCUUUGGCGCGAAAGUGAGAGACUUGUCGGUCUGCCUUCAAUAAAACAGCAGACCGCACGUGAUGAUGAGUCAAUUAAGACAGUCGUCAUUAGUGAAUAGCUCUGUCAAUUGGUGGCAUCUGGCAAUUAAAUAACAGUUCUUGGUAUUUUCUCAAGUCAAUUGCAUCUUUAGGAUUAGCAUUUCUUAGGAUUGGUUAGAGUACACUUUAAGUGUUCCAAAGUAGACUUAAGUCUUUGCAAUAAAUGGAUUUAUAAAUUAAA